GCCGCCGACACAUUUCAUAUAUUUUCUCAUUAAAUUCAAUUACGUGACAAAAAAGAAAGAAUCAUUUGAAAAAAGAGCAUCACCUGAAACUCUCUUCUGCACGAAGAAUCCAAAUUCCUCGAGAAACAACACAAGCUCUCCACCAAAUUAUCGAUCUGGGAUCAUUAAAACAGACCAUCACAAGACCACAUGAAUGGUGUAUUUGAUCUCAAGAGGUUGAGACCAGGAUUCAAAGGAUACCAUGUUGUAUCAUCAUCAUCAUCCUAUGAAUUCUUACGCAGGUGGGUUUGAAUUCUAUGUUACAGAGAUCAAACGGGUAUGGAUGACGUACCAGGAUCCAUGGGUACCAGUGCAGGAUUCGCUCUCAGGCUCGGUCAGACCAUCUUCUCCUCUGCUGCUCUUCUCUUCAUGGCGCUUGGUGGUCAAUUCUACAGCUAUACCUCCUUCUGCUUCUUGGUGACAAUAAUGGGUUUGGUUAUUCCAUGGAGUUUCACAUUGGCAUUUCUUGAUGGAUACUCUGUUCUUGUUACACACCCAGUUCGACAAAAAGGAAUCUUGUUCAUCAUCGUUAUAGGGGAUUGGGUGUUAUUGACUCUCACACUAGCUGCAGCCUCUUCAGCUGCGGCCGUGGUGGAUAUCUUGCUGAGGGCAGAAGGAUCCGUCUGCCCUCCAAAAAUCUGCAGCCGCUAUCUACUUUCCACCAUAUUUGCUUUCUUGUCGUGGUUCUUGUCUAUGGCUUCUUCUCUAUUCAAUCUAUGGCUUCUUCCAUCUUUGUGACUCAAGGGACUUGGAGGUCCCUUGUCUUUGGGACCCAGAAUUUGUACAUUCAUAUAAUUUUCAGUUUAAAAAAUGUAACAUUUUUUUACAGAACCAACUAAGAAGACCAUCCAU
This is a messenger RNA of Cynara cardunculus var. scolymus (artichoke), 891 nucleotides long. Its product is annotated as CASP-like protein 5C1. Lineage: Eukaryota; Viridiplantae; Streptophyta; Magnoliopsida; Asterales; Asteraceae. Gene Ontology annotation, cellular component: membrane. The transcript is spliced from 3 exons. The record is from RefSeq and is a predicted model, not a curated record. Bases 319 to 777 code for a protein of 152 amino acids.